Kwoniella mangroviensis CBS 8507 is the source of this 1356-nucleotide messenger RNA. RefSeq lists its product as uncharacterized. NCBI's taxonomy places the organism in Eukaryota, Fungi, Basidiomycota, Tremellomycetes, Tremellales, Cryptococcaceae. The record is from RefSeq and is a predicted model, not a curated record. The transcript has 3 exons. Bases 1 to 1356 code for a protein of 451 amino acids. Gene Ontology annotation, molecular function: oxidoreductase activity, acting on NAD(P)H.
AUGACUCCUGUCCACGCCAGUACCAACAGUACCUCCCAUCCCUCCCACUCUCGACGGUCACACCGUGCUCUACUAGCCAGGAUUCCGCCAAAAGGUCAAAGUCCUUGGCAGCUCUCACAUUCACACUCCAUACCAGCUCUGAAAGAGCACGAGGUCCUCAUCAAAACCUCCUAUGUGGCUUUGAACCCUUUCGAUUGGCAGGGUGUAGCUUUCAAGUAUGGUAUAGGUGAAGAAGCCAAGGUAAUGGGUAGAGAUGGGGCUGGAGAGAUUGUCGGUGUAGGAGAAGCAGUCGAAAGAUUUAAGAUAAGGGAUAGGGUAUGGUUCUGUGCCAAUUCGUCUGCAUCGCACACUGGUGCAUUCCAAGAGUACUCUGUGCAUUCUGCUUCGGAAGUGGGACAUACUCCAGACCAUCUAGCAGAUCAGGAAGCUGCGACACUUGGCACUGGCUUGAUAACAGCUGGUGUAGCUCUGUUCAAGACUCUGGGCCUCUCACUGGAAUCAUUAUCACGCACGGAGAAGAAACAGAGGGAGGAGGACGCACCAUGGGUGUUGAUAUGGGGAGGUUCGGGUAUAACAGGGGUAUAUCUGAUUGAGCUAGCUCGUCUACUUGGAUAUAGGAUAAUAUGCUCUGCAUCACCGGUAAAUCACGAUUACAUCAAGUCAUUAGGGGCAGACGUGGUUCUAGAUAGAUGGUCGGAUCCCGAUGAGCUGGUAGAGAAGAUCAGAGAGGCGACUGACGACAAUGUCCGCAUUGCCAUCGACAACGUUGGAAGUGUCACUGCAACCCUGUGCCAUCAGGUGCUUCAAGGAUCGACGACCUGGCGGAAAACACACGAUGUGUCAGUAUUCGAAAAAGAACAGAAUUCGUCAAAGCUUGUACCACUAGCUGGAUCACCGAAAGAGCCCAAAAACAAGCCUGACAGAAUCCGAGAAGUAGAAUCCCUACGCAUUAGCUUUUCUACGACUUUUUACGGUCACCCAGAAUUCAGCGAAGCCCUGCUGGAUCGUUUCGACUGGCUACUUCUGAACAAGCUGUUGACUCCUGCUAGGAUACGAUUGGUUGAAGGGGGAUUACACGGUAUAGAAAAAGGAUUAGACGACUUGCAGCAUGGCCGUGUUCAAGGUGGUUACAAGCUGGUCGCUCGAUUGGCAGAUACUCCUGAAGAGCUAUCUGUUGGAACCAAGAGAUCUAGAGAGUCAGAUGCCGAAGUGAUAGCUGAUAUUGGCAACAAACGGUCCAGAGGCAACGAGGAGGAGAGAGAGUAUCGUACUUCGAAGAAGCCGAAAGAUGCAGAAGCGACGAGUGAUAACCAUGAGCACAUCAAGACCACUUCACGAUCGAUCAUUGCAGCUUAG